Molecule: messenger RNA, 2436 nt
Organism: Colletotrichum chrysophilum
Lineage: Eukaryota; Fungi; Ascomycota; Sordariomycetes; Glomerellales; Glomerellaceae
Exons: 2
Coding region: 1-2436 (811 amino acids)
Biological process (GO): regulation of DNA-templated transcription
Molecular function (GO): DNA-binding transcription factor activity, RNA polymerase II-specific; zinc ion binding
Source: RefSeq, a predicted model, not a curated record
AUGAACGUCAACUUCGAUUCGAGUGGAGGCGACCUCCUCGACCUCUCCUCGUUCGACCAGCGGGACCGAUUCUCCUACGCCUCCCAAAUCCCCUCCUCGCAAAACAGCCCCCAGAGCGUCGCAAACAUGCCCGCCCAAAGGAUCUGGCCCAUUCCUCUCGAUAUGGCCUCGAAUCCCGCUGUCUCGAGUCCUCCCGAAGACCAGCAAGCACACUCGCCUUCCCACAGCUCCUCGCCUCUCAGCCAGCACUCCCAUCACUCCCCCUACCAGCAACCCGUCAACUCCUUGACCGACUGGGCUCUUCAGCAACACCAGCACCAGCAGCAGCAACAGCCUCACAUCCCCGUCCAGGACUUUUCCCAGUUCGUCUCCGAUGCCUACAUGCCCGUCACCUACAACCCCUACGCCCCGGGUUUCCAGGCGAAUACCAUCGACUUCCUCCCCGCGACGACUCAAGCUUUGGCCGCAAACUUCCAGCUCGCAUCCGCUUUCAACACCAUGCCGCCUAUGGACGAGACUGUUCCCGCCAUGAACUGGAACAUGGGUAUGGAGAGCUGGCACGACAUUCAGGCCGCCGCUUCCGCUCUGCAGAUUGAGGGUCUCUCCCACAGCAUCGGCAGCAACUCGCCCACCGGUACUUUCCUCGAGGUUCUGUCUCUGCCUAGCUCUAGCAACGGAGAGGGAUGGUCAAUGGUUGUCGAGCAGGGUUCCGGUGCCGGCUUUGACCACUUCCAGCAGCCCCAGCCCAACGCGGCAAUUUUCAACCCCAGCCAGACGUUGCAUCUGCGAACCAACUCGGACUCGUCGGAUGGAGCCAACUCGUUUGAGCUCGGCAGCUAUGAGGAGAUUCCCCCGUUCCCCAUCUCGCCCUUCUCCCCCGAAUCCGAUGGAUAUGUCGACGCAGGAUCCCACCGCAACUGCUUCGGCGACAACCACAACCACGCUCACAACCACGACACAGUCAGCCCUGCGUCCGCCGUUGCUCCGAUGCCCAUCAAGACGACGACGACCACCACCCCGACCCGGCCUACGCCCGCCAGCGGCUCCGGUGCCACCUCGCCUCCCAUUGUCAGCGCCCGGAGGAACUCGGGCCAGAGACGGAGCCCCGUCACUGCCAAGUCUACCAAGGCCGUCAUCCGCCGCACCUCCACCGGUAAGAAGGACGGCUCCGAGGUCAAGAAGGUUGGCCGCAGAAAGGGUCCUCUCCUGCCUGAGCAGCGCAAGCAGGCCAGCGAGAUCAGGAAGCUCCGUGCUUGCCUCCGCUGCAAGUUCCUCAAGAAGACCUGCGACAAGGGCGAGCCUUGCGCUGGUUGCCAGCCUUCUCACGCCCGCCUGUGGCAGGUUCCUUGCACUCGCAUUGACAUCAAGGACAUUGGUUACUUCAUGAAGGACUGGAAGGCCGACUAUGAGCGUCACCUUGGCCGUGGCGUCUCCGUCUACAACGUCAAGGGCUUUGCCCAGAGCGAGACUCUCAUGUGGAUCACUCACGGCUAUGGCUUUGCCCUCCCUGUCUACGUCCGCGAGGUCUUUGUCGCCGACGACAGCUGCUUCCAGGCCGACUGGGUUGAGUCUUGCCUCACCGACCAGGAGCCCAUCGACUUUGAGCUCCGCACUGGUAACCUUGACGUCGGUGCCAAGGGCGUUUCCGUCGAGGCUCUGUCCGACUACCUCGACAAGCACAUUGACGGCGGCUUUGAGGACUUCAUUGAGGACCACUUUGAGGGAACCCCCUUCAUCACUGAGAUCCUGAAGACCGCUCACCGCUACUACGUCAAGGAGCGCAUGCCUGUCAUCCGCAAGGCUCUCAAGCUUGUCCUGGCUUACAACCUCACUCUUCACAUCACCCUUGUUGAGAACCAGGGCGAGGAGGUCAGCCUUGACGGCCAGAUCGACGACGAGGACUCCAAGUACUACGGCCGGACCGUCGCCCCCGUCAUGAUCAACUUCCAGAUCAAGUGCGCCAUGGCCGACAUGUGGCGUGAGCUGCAGAAGGAGAUUCUUGAGGAGCUCUCUGCCCUGUACUCCAGUGUCUACAGCGGUGAGCGCCUCAAGAACUGGCCCACCAUCUUCAUGCUGGCUUCCAUCCUGCUUGCCGUCUGGGAGGAGAUGCAGUUCGACUGCCACUACCGCGUGCCCGAUCCCGCUGCCGUCAACAAGUUCUGCAGCGACAUGGAGACCACUCCCGUCGGUGUCAUUGUCGGCCUGUUCCACGCCAUCUCCCAGAAGCUGCCCGCCUUCAUGGACUGGGACACCUCCAAGCACGGCCACCUGUUGAACAACAACGUCGCCGUCUGCGAGGCCAUGACUGAGGUCCGCGAGCACGUCAUCAAGCAUGAGUCGUACUUGCGCACUCGCCCCGAGGCCACCUUUGACCGCAACGACUUUGACUGCUUGUCCAACAAGUUCCUGUCGAAGUUGGUCAUCCGCGCCAACUAA